ACAACAAAGUUUACAAGUGCUUUGGACAUACCUGUGGAGUUUGUAGAAAAGAAUGUGAAAUUGCGGGGAAAGCUACAUCACGUAACUGAGAAAGGCCUGGAAGUGGAACACAUUCCCAUUAGCAUUCCUUUCCUUACAUCGAUACAGAGAAAAUCAAAAGGUCUUCUGCUGGUAAGACUUGCCGGAGUGGAGUUGGCUCCGAGGGGCAUGGCCUGGUUACAGCAAGAGCUAAAACCCAAACAAAUGAUAUGGUUCCAGCUUCUGGGAAGGGAGGACUUGGCACUCGAGUGCCUUGUCUUAGUAAAUAAGGGUCGAUUUCUGAGCGUGUGCUUAAAUGAAGAGAUCUUGAGACAAGGGCUCGGCAGAACAGCACGUAUUGAAGGACUACAUCAUGAUUCCCGCCUGUACUGGAAACUUCACAAAAGGCUCCUUCGAGCAGAGUUAAGGGCCUUGAAGAAAAAUAAAGGAAUAUGGAAAGAAGAAAGCUACUCUGAAAGAAUUAGAGGUCAUAUAAGGGACAGGGUGAGGCUGGGUUUUGCAAAGGGCAGCGAGCAGCCAGCCGUGAAGUACCUGCACUGCAGAUCCCGGUGUCGGAAACCAAUGUGGGGGAGAGGGGAAGCAGCUCUGUGGGCAGAGGCAGACCUCGAUGGGAGCUGGAAACCAG
This is a messenger RNA of Cariama cristata (Red-legged seriema), 664 nucleotides long. RefSeq names its product chromosome unknown open reading frame, human C3orf33 (gene MISO1). The record is from RefSeq and is a predicted model, not a curated record. NCBI's taxonomy places the organism in Eukaryota, Metazoa, Chordata, Aves, Cariamiformes, Cariamidae. The transcript is spliced from 4 exons. The annotation marks the transcript as partial.